AAAAGUAUGCGCGAAGAGUUCGAUAAACAACUUGAAUCUUUCAAAAAUGAAAAUAUCAAACUCAAUGCCAAACUGGAAAGUCAAGAGGGAAUCAUCACAUCACUAGUAAAAAGACAAGAAAAGUUUGAGAAGCACUCUAGAAAUAAAAACCUGAGAAUAUAUGGCUUGAAUGAGAGCGAGAAGGAAAAUUCAGCAGAGGUUAUUCUAAAGUUUUGUGAAAUCAAAUUGGGAGUUCACUUGGAAAAUUAUCACAUUGAAAACUGUUAUAGACUAGGUGACCGGCAAAGGAAUAAGGCACGUCCCUUAUAUGUUAAAUUCUCGUCGUUAUAUCACCGAAAUAAAGUAUUCAACAACAAAAAACGUUUGAAAGGCACUGGUGUUGUUAUAAGGGAGGACUUAACGACUGAGGAGUUGAAGCUACUGAAGGCAUGCUUGCAUAAAACAGGAUCAAACGGAAAAGUCUGGACUAACUUUGGUUCAAUUUUUGUCUUAGGCAAUGGUGAAGUUAAACCUAAAAAAAUUGAAAACAUUAAUGAGCUGAUCUAACUAAACUUAGUUCUCCUCCUAUAUAGAUAAAGGAAAAAAUCUAUAUUAAGUUGUUACUUUCCGGAUGUAUUUUUCAUUUGUUUUUUUUGUUUUUUUUUAUAUUUUUCUUCUUUGGCUUCACAAUGAAAACCCAGUUACUGUUGAAUUAUUGU
This is a messenger RNA of Phaedon cochleariae (mustard beetle), 698 nucleotides long. NCBI's taxonomy places the organism in Eukaryota, Metazoa, Arthropoda, Insecta, Coleoptera, Chrysomelidae. The record is from the annotation of a GenBank genome assembly.